Drosophila eugracilis is the source of this 2666-nucleotide messenger RNA. RefSeq names its product cell division cycle protein 16 homolog (gene Cdc16). The transcript has 6 exons. The record is from RefSeq and is a predicted model, not a curated record. Gene Ontology annotation, biological process: cell division. Gene Ontology annotation, molecular function: protein binding. Lineage: Eukaryota; Metazoa; Arthropoda; Insecta; Diptera; Drosophilidae. Bases 135 to 2297 code for a protein of 720 amino acids.
AACCGUUUCCAGUGAAUGACAACUUCAGCUGUUUUGUACAGCGUUGCCAGAUCUAUUCACUUAGCUUAAUGCCCAGAAGUAGCAAAACAUUUUACAAUUUCUUAUUAAUAAAAACCAUUUUUUGCUGAAUCAAAAUGCCAGGAGACGCGGAAAACACCAGUGCGGACACCACUAAUGACCAUAUUGAUCUGUCCUUGUACCGGCAGUUGGUCAAACAGUUUAUAGACAUGCGUCGCUACUCCACGGCGCUUUUCUGGGCGGAGAAGGUGGCCGUACUGAGUGGUCAGGAGCCCAGGGAUAUCUACUACCAGGCGCAGUGUAUGUUCCUGCUAGGGGAGUACCAUCGAGCCGCCCACACGAUAAAACACCACAAGCUGGAGAAAAACUCACUGCCGUGCUUCAAUCUCCUACUGGAAAGCCUUUAUGCUGCCAAGGAGUUUACGGAAGCAGCUACAGCCAUCCAGAAUGUAGAGGUAGAGGUCAUGACCACCUCGCUGAUCAAUCAGCCCGUUGAUGCUGGCAGUGGCUGUUACCUAGAGAGCAACAGCGUCUUUGGUGGCGAAGAAAACCAUAGGAACGAACUCCUCUCAUCCAUUUACCUGAUGAAGGGCAAGGUGUACGAGGCCCUCGACAAUCGCGGCAUGGCUAUGGACUUUUAUGUCCAGGCUCUUCACAAAUCCAUCUAUUGUUUUGAGGCUUUGGAGGCGCUUGUUCAGCACGAGAUGCUAAUGGCUUGGGAAGAAUUUGAGCUGAUGCAUCAUUUGCCGCUGGCACAGCAAUCUAGCGAAACGGACGCCAAGUUGAUAUUAAAACUCUACGAAUCCCGCCUGAAAAAGUACUACGAGUUAAUUUCGGCCCGCAAUGCUGAGGAGAUAUCUCCCAUUGUUAAUCCGGAUAUACUCAAGUUUAUUAAAGAAUUUACAGCCCGUGUGCAGCAGACCAGUUCCUCGGACACUCAGAUGCCCAAAGCAAGCGCCAUCAAGGUGCCGCUUACGCCCAGUCAGUUCAUGUCGCCCGCCCAGAAAGUUUUGGAGGAUCUCAAGGCACCAACUUUCUCCCUGCAAACGAGUCUUUCAAAGGCCUCUUCUCUUAUUGAUGCCUCACAUAGGUCCAUGUUCGACUCGUUCAGCAGGAGGCGAUCGCGUGAUCAUGACACAGACACCCUGAUUUCCCUCGGAGACUGCCUGGAUCGAGUGCAACGCAGUACGGAUAUAAUGGCCUCCGAAGCUGAGAAGUGUUUCUACGAUUGCGACUACAAACAGUGCCUGCGAAUACUUAAUGAACUACUAAAGGUGGAUCCGUUCCAUAACAACGCUCUGACUAUUCAGAUUGCCUGCCUAGUGGAGAACGGCGACUUCAAUAGGUUGUUUUACGUGGCUCACAAGCUGGUGGAUCGCUAUCCGGACAAAGCGAUCUCCUGGUACGCCGUGGGCUGCUACUACGACAUGAUUGGCAAAAGCGAUCCCGCCCGCCGUUACCUCUCCAAAGCUACUUCUUUGGAUCGACUUUAUGGCCCCGCUUGGUUAGCCUACGGACACAGUUUUGCCAAUGAGAAUGAGCACGAGCAGGCAAUGGCUGCAUAUUUUAAAGCCACACAGUUGAUGCGCGGUUGCCAUCUGCCGCUGCUCUAUAUCGGUGUGGAAUGUGGUUUAACCAAAAACCUAGAGCUGGCCGAGAAGUUUUUCCUACAGGCUAUGAAUAUAGCGCCGCUAGAUGUUUAUGUUCUCCAUGAACUGGGCGUUAUUAAGUACGAGUAUGAGUUUUUCGAUGGCGCUGCCACAAUCUUCCAGUGCACCGUAGACAUUGUGAAACAGCGGGCGAAGCUCAACAACGAGGAGAUCUCGGCCCGCUGGGAGCCGCUCUUCAUCAACCUGGGACACUCGUUGCGCAAAGUGCAUAAGUACGAGGAAGCCCUUUAUAACUUUCAAUAUGCCCUUCUUCUAAAGCCUCAGAGUCCCACUACUUACACUUCUAUAGGAUUUAUACAUGCUCUGCUGGGCAAUCUAGAUCCCGCCAUAGAAGCUUUCCACAAGAGUUUGGCUCUUAACAGAGACUGUAUUGUGACAUCUACCAUCCUUAAGAGUUGCAUUGAAGACCUAAUGGAUGACUCGGCUACUAUUGAUGAGAUUUGCAGUGCCGCUUUGCGAGAUGUGGCCAAGAAUAUCACAGCCAAUAGUCGUCGGUUGUUGAACUCGGACAAGUUUAAUGGGAUGAAGCUCAAGUUCGAUGAGGAAGAGGAGUUUGCCAACUCCAACUCCGAUUCCAAUAUGGUGGUGGAAAUGAGCUUCGAUACCUAGAAAACAUAUAUUAUGUUAAUCAUUAAGUUUAGCUUCGACUGUAAAGUCAGGCAAACAUGUCUCAUGCACUUGAACUUAAUUCGUGGCCAGAGCAAACACAGAUGUUUAUGCUUUGAUCGGUACUUUUCUGAUCUGUUCUGGCUAAUGAGCGAAGUCUUGGGAUUUUCAAGCUCUGUUUUUCCCACCAUCAAUUGAAGUCACCGCCAUGUGAAUAACAUUUAGUAUUUAAGAAUGCGCAAAAGUCUCAUUUGAAUCAUAUUAGUUCGGGCCAGCCAAGAGUGGUCCUAGACAAGUUCUCUCAAUCAUUCUGUAACUUAUACUCCUAUAUAUACGAUUUAUUGUAAUUAAAGCUAGUUUAGUCUGUGAAAA